AAUCUUAAAAUUACUUUUCAGAAAUAAAAAAAACAGAUAUAAUUGAUAUUUUUUUAGAAAUAAAUUUGAAAAAGCAAUAUAUAAAAGAUUUUGAAAAAUUAAUAUAUUAACAGCAAUCCCGUAGAUGCCCCAUUUCAUGCUUAUAAGAAAGUGCACCCUUCUGUUCAUCACCACUGGUGCAGAAGCAAAUUAAGGAAAAUUGAUACAGAUAAAGAAAAAGUUCAAAAAAAGAAAAAAAAAAAAGAAGAAGAAGUCUUAAAAGAGAUGGCUGCAGGCCAAGAAGAAGUGAAGCUGUUUGGAGGUUGGUACAGUCCAUUUGUUUACAGGGUGGAGGUAGCAUUGAAGAUUAAAGGAAUUCCAUAUGAAGUUGUGGAAGAAGAUGUGACCAACAAGAGCAAGCUUCUUCUCAAGGUCAAUCCUGUGUACAAGAAGAUACCUGUGCUGUUCCAUAAUGGAAAAUCCAUUUGUGAAUCCCUCCUCAUCCUUGAGUACAUUGAUGAGACUUGGAAGCACAACCCUAUAUUACCUCAGGAUCCUUAUGAGAAGGCCAUGGCACGCUUUUGGGCUCACUUCUUCAACGACAAGUUUACUCGAGCUAUAAUGGUAAUUCUGACUGGUACCAUAGAAGAGCGAAAACAGAAGGAAGUAGAGAAGGCAAUGGCAGCACUGACAGUACUUGAAGGGCAGCUCAAGGCCAAGGGUAAGACAUUUUUUGGGGGUGACAGAAUUGGAUAUGUUGAUAUAGUGCUGGGUUGGAUCCCCAGAUGGGUAGGAGCUGUUGAGGAAAUUGCUAGUGUCAAAAUACAUGACCCUGAAAAAUUCCCUCUGAUAGAUAAAUGGAUGCUGAAUUUUGUCCAGAUCCCUGUCAUCAAAGAAACCUUGCCUCAACAUGACAAGCUGGUAAAAUUCCUUGGAAAAAUUCGCAGCACUAAAAUAGCUUUUGCUUCAGCUGUAGCUGUUUCUAGUAAGUUAUGAAGUAUGCUUGGGAAGUCCUUAUAUUUUUACAUGUCUUAAAUAUGUAGUUUGCUGAAUAAAUAAAUGCAUGUGAUUUAGCAUGCAAAUUGUUAUGUAUUAUCUUAAUUUGUGUAAUACUUGAAGUUUGAGUCUCC
This is a messenger RNA of Ricinus communis (castor bean), 1109 nucleotides long. Its product is annotated as probable glutathione S-transferase. Bases 265 to 975 code for a protein of 236 amino acids. The transcript has 2 exons. The record is from RefSeq and is a predicted model, not a curated record. Gene Ontology annotation, biological process: glutathione metabolic process. Gene Ontology annotation, cellular component: cytoplasm. NCBI's taxonomy places the organism in Eukaryota, Viridiplantae, Streptophyta, Magnoliopsida, Malpighiales, Euphorbiaceae. Gene Ontology annotation, molecular function: glutathione transferase activity.